AUGAUGCAUCCGUUUCGUGCCCCGGCAGCCGCCGCGGUGCUCUGCUCAACCACGCUGCUGCUAGCUGCCGUCCUCGCCACCGACGCCACCAUAAACACCACCACGCCGUCGUUGCCGUCCUCGUCGUCCUCGCCCUGCGCCCCGGCGACGUGCGGGGGCCUGCGCAUCGAGUACCCAUUCUGGCUCGGCGGCACGCACCCGCCAGAGUGCGGCUACCGGGCCUUCCAGGUCACGUGCGACGGCAACGGCACGGCCUUCCUCGAGAACUCAUUCUGGAAGUACCAGAUCCUGGACAUCUAUUACGACGACAGCACCUUCAGGCUCGCCAACCACGAUCUCUCCGACGGCACCUGCGACGUCGAGGUCCGCGUGAACGCCACCUCCGACCUCGGCCUCGCGCCCUUUGCCAUCAGCCGGACCAACCAGAGGCUCUACUUCCUCUACAACUGCACCGACCUCCGGGCGCGGCCGCCGCCCCGUUCGUGGGCGCCCGUGAACUGCACCAAGGGGUCCAACGUGUCCACCUUCAACUCCUUCGCGUUGCUCGCCGGCGGGUACAGGCCCGUGCCGGGGAACUGCAGGGUGUCGAUGAUGCCCGUGCUGGGGUACCCGGGGGCGGCCGGGAAGGACUACCGGCAGCUGAUGAAGGGCGGGUUUCUUCUGGACUACGCGGCCGACGACUGCGCGGCGUGCAAGGAGAGCGGUGGACGUUGCCGGAUUGACACCGACUAUGAUAUCUUCCAGUGCCACUGCUCCGACGGCGUGGCCGACCUCAUCGUUUGCGGGUCCAGAAUAGAUACACGGCGUGCCUCUUUGUCGAUGACAUACAAGAUGUAUCGACCGAUGGAUUCAUAUGGAAGAUAA
This is a messenger RNA of Triticum turgidum subsp. durum (durum wheat), 864 nucleotides long. The record is from the annotation of a GenBank genome assembly. NCBI's taxonomy places the organism in Eukaryota, Viridiplantae, Streptophyta, Magnoliopsida, Poales, Poaceae.